UGAAGCCCGCUUGUGUAAUUUUUGAGUCUGACAUUCAGACAACAGCAGCUUACCGAGAGCUCUCUCAACUUUACAAGAAAAAGGGUUAAAAUGCUGCCUUCCGUCAUCGCAAAAAGACUGGUCACGGGGAUGUGCCAAGCAGCAUGGAGACCAGCAGUCACAGGGCUGGUAUCGUCUCGUGGUUACCGUGGAGAUGCGCCAGAUGACACCAGGGGAGAUCUGAUUGAGAUCCCUUUGCCUCCUUGGGAGGAGAGGCCCGGUGAGCCCACUGAGGUCAAGAAGCGACGCCUGCUGUAUGAGAGUCGCAAGAGGGGCAUGUUGGAGAACUGCAUUUUACUCAGCCUUUUUGCAAAGCAAUAUCUGAACACAAUGAGUGAAAACCAGCUGCAGCAGUACGACAGACUGAUUAAUGAACCGAGCAAUGACUGGGACAUCUACUACUGGGCAACAGAAGCUCAGCCCACCCCGGACGUUUAUCAAGGAGAGGUCAUGGAUAUGCUGAAGGAGUUCACAAAGAACCGCAACCAAGAACAGAGGUUAGAUGCACCCAGCCUGGAGUACCUGGAAAAGGAAAGCCAAUGAGGUCCGCAGCCCUUUGGACCCUCUCAUGGACUCAUUUUGGGUGGUGGAACUGGGGGAAAUAUCAGUGUCACAACCCACCAGAGAAGUACCUCAAAGAGGUCAGCGGUGUUUCUCCAGUUACACACAGCGAGAAUGAACAAAAUAUUGUGGAGUGGAAAAUAUUUAGAGCGCAAACACCUCUCUAUGAAAUAAAUGUACUCCAUGUUCUUCUGCCAGUCAGUCAAUAAAGGGAGAGGAAGAUUAAUGGAAGCUGAGGGUUUUUUUGCAAGGAGUACAAUGUCAGAAAGGUUCUAAAUAUUUAACAUUAAUUAUUUUGUAAAUUGCUGAUUGAAGAUUGUACAUUUAAACUGCAGACUGUGUGGGUUGUAUAAUGAAUAUACCAGCUUUGAUAAAUAGAAGCAAGCUCAUAAUCAGUUUCUAAACAGAAAUGCAUUGAUUCUCUCAGCUUGUUGAAUUGUCACAGUUUGGUUCUGUUCUGUGAUUUUACUGUGCCUAUUACAGACAUUAUGGGUUAUUUAAUAAAUGUUAAUGCUCCUCUGUUA
Molecule: messenger RNA, 1124 nt
Organism: Plectropomus leopardus (leopard coralgrouper)
Lineage: Eukaryota; Metazoa; Chordata; Actinopteri; Perciformes; Serranidae
Gene: sdhaf2
Product: succinate dehydrogenase complex assembly factor 2
Biological process (GO): tricarboxylic acid cycle; mitochondrial respiratory chain complex II assembly; mitochondrial electron transport, succinate to ubiquinone
Cellular component (GO): mitochondrion
Source: RefSeq, a predicted model, not a curated record